This is a messenger RNA of Asterias rubens (European starfish), 852 nucleotides long. RefSeq names its product cell surface glycoprotein 1-like. The transcript has a single exon. The record is from RefSeq and is a predicted model, not a curated record. Bases 1 to 852 code for a protein of 283 amino acids. Lineage: Eukaryota; Metazoa; Echinodermata; Asteroidea; Forcipulatida; Asteriidae.
AUGCAGUCUCCUUCAAAAGAUGACACAGUUGAAGACAAAUCUCCUUCCGACGAUCAAACCGUUGCAGACAAAUCUUCUUCAGAAGCAGAUAAUACAGUUGAAGACAAAUCUCCUUCCGACGAUCAAACCGUUGCAGACAAAUCUUCUUCAGAAGCAGAUAAUACAGUUGAAGACAAAUCUCCUUCGGAAGAUGACACAGUCAAAGAAAAAUCUUCGUCAGAAACAGAUGACACCGUCGCUGAAAAAUCUCCUUCAAAAAAUGAUGACACUUCAAGCGACGAAGAGGUUGAUAUUGCAUUUAUCCCUGUCAUGGUGCAGCCGAACAACACACGAAACAUCAAUCGGCCCGAAAACCACUCACAAACACAGUCAGUUGAUGACGUAAGUAAAACGUCAGUUGACGUAAGUGAAACGUCAAGUUUCUCUCUUCUUCCUGAGUCAAGUUCAACACUAACCACAGACAGCACCUCAAAAUCUUCUUCAGAGUCCUCAAGAGAACAAAUACAAUCGGUGGCAUCACUUGAUCAGCCAAGUCCAGAAACGGAGAAGUCUACUUCUAGUCCAGAAACAGAGAAGUCUACUUCUAGUCCAGACACAGAGAAAUCUACUGACGUCAUGGACGCAUCAACAGAUGAACCCGACCUACUUCUUCGUCGCUCAAGAAGAAUCCGCAAACCAGUCGAAAGGCUGAUGUAUGACUAUCUUGGGCAGACGAAGUCACAUAGAAUAAGAAACGAAGACGAAGUACAGCUCCAGUCAAAACUACUAGAAAUUGUUAGCAAAAUGGAAGAGUCCUCAAAUGACUGCAAGAAGAAAAAUGGCCAGCAUGAGAUUUUUCCUACAGGAACAUAG